Owenia fusiformis is the source of this 6765-nucleotide messenger RNA. The record is from the annotation of a GenBank genome assembly. NCBI's taxonomy places the organism in Eukaryota, Metazoa, Annelida, Polychaeta, Sabellida, Oweniidae.
ACAAUGGAAGAUGGUUGUCAAAAGAAAAAGAGGAAGAAGAAAAAUCACAAGAACAAACGUUACUCAGAGAAGGAUGGCUCAAGAGAAACUCAUGCUAAAGGGCAAAACAGUCUACCCGAGAGAAACUUAAUGAAAGAUCAAUUGAAAAACCAUAACCCAAAAUAUAAAGACUCUGAAAUUAAGCUGAAGUCCUCAAAUGAUAAGGAAGUUCACAAGAAACUUAUAGCAGAUCACGAGGAACAUAUUCCAAUGGAAGAAGAUGUAGAAGAUGAUGGAAAAAAAUGUGAAGAGAAUGAUCAGCUGACAGAUGAUAGCUUUGUGGAUGCAUCUGAUAAAAUGGAAGAAGAUUUAAUCCCAGCCAAAUGCAUAGAGACACAUGGUGGUACUAGACAUGCUACCAUAAAGACAACAUCUGAUGUAUAUGAGACCAUUGCUGGUGCCCCAAAGCCAAUGCAGAACAUGUAUGGUGUUCAAGACCAACGAACUUCAUCCUACCAGGCUCCCCCUGGGUUCAGAUCUCAUAACCCUUCAGGCCUUGUGCAUACAGACAUGGUGCAUGUUGACCAGAAUAAGGAUGGUCAUAAACACUCAGUCAGUACAGAACAUAUAGCAUUAAGUGGUUCUGGGCAGUCAUCUUUGAAUAAGAGUGGAAGCAGUCCUCCAGGUUUUAGAGCUACUCGUACUCGAGGUGGUAAACAAAGGAUGGAUUCUAGUAGGGGAAUGCAUAAAACAGUGGAUACAAUCGCAGAUGUUGAAGCUAUUGAACCAAAUACAAAUGAAAAUAUGGAGCAGAUUCAAGAUAACAAAGCAGUUCAUUUCCCAUCAGCUUACAAGGACUCUGAGGAGUCUGGUAAAAGAGUACCUCCUUUGACACCCAGGGAAUUGUUAGAACAGCAUAAAAAGGGUUCAAGUCAUCCCCCUGGUAUGUUAUUCAGGAGUGGAAAACCUAAACAUGUGCCUAUUCAUCCCAAAAUCCUUGAAUCCUGCCAGGGAAAUAAGGAUGCUGUUGACACAUGUGCAGCUAUGGAUGAAGGGUUUGAUGACACUCCCAAGAAGAAGCAUAUCAUCCCCCUGAAAAUCAAGACAUCUCCGCUAGAUGAAAAAUACCCACAUGAAAUUGGUACUCCAGGAAUUCAAAUCCUUACACCAAACACGUUCCACAAAAUGGUUGAGUAUCGACCUCCUACGCCUCAUGAUGAUAUGUUAAGUCCUAGAUAUCCCGAUGCUAUGGAGACAGAGACUUCCAUUAUAAACUUGAAAUUACCAACUGUUAUGACAACAGGGCCAAUUAAAUCCACGUCAUACCAAGCUCCAAAUCCAAAAUCAUUCACAUCCAAAUUCUCAGAUUCUCCCCUCUCAGACAGUAAAGCUCCUCUAGCACAUCUCUUACAUCAGCAAACUGUGUAUGCCCAUGGAAUUGGCAGAGGGAGAGGAGCAUUUAGUCCCCACCAUUUUCUAAAAUCUCCCGAAACUGGUGAAAUUAGUCCUAAUCAUCCAAUUAAUGGAGACAGUCGAACUGUACUCAUUCAAAGCUCAAGCCCUAGUCAGAAUAAAGCACUUGUCAUAGAAGCUAAUGCAGAUAAUACUAGUCUUCAGGAGCCAAAAGAUCUGAACUUUGAUGAAUCCUAUGAUCAGUGGAGAAAUCCAGUCAAGGAAGAACCUAUCAGUAGCCCAGAGACUUGUGCACCAUCCAGGCCACCGGGAUUUGCGUUUUCAUCUCCCAGGGUUCUCAUUCCUAAAUCUAAAUCAGAUGUUAUAUUAUUUAAAGCUGAUUCUGACUUCAGAUGUGAAACUGGAGUCGCAGCCAAGACCAAAUAUGAUGACAUGAGCACUGCCAAAGAUACUAAAGAUAAAGAUGACAGUCUCAGUGAUACAGAUGGUGUUCUCUUGUGUCACAGAGACAUUACUCAAAGGAAUACUAGGACUCAGGAUUUGAAAAAGCAAUAUGAAAAAAGUUUGGAACAAAUAAAUAAAAAACAUGAAGAAAAUCUUCAAAAACUUGAUGAAGAUCAAAAGAAAUUAGAGGAGGACCACAAAAAACUUUUAGACAAAGAACAUAAAAAGUUAAAUGGAGAUCACAGAAAAGUUGAAUACCAUCACCAUAGAAGACUAGAAGUUGAUAAAGACCACAGAAAACUAGCUGAUGAAGACCACAAAAUACUAGUUGAUGAAGACCAAAGAAAUGAGGACCAUCGACAUAUAGAUAAGCACCCAAGAAAUGUGUUCGAUAAAGGCAAAGAUAAGGACCAUCAACAGGUACAUCGGUACCACAGAAAACUACUUGCUGAAAAACAUAGAAAGCUUCUUGAUGAAGACCAAAGAGAACUAAUUGAUGAAGACCACAGAAACAUCAUUGAUGAAGACCCUAAAAAUCAAAUGUCAAAACAUGACAACAAUGGUAAUAAAGAAUGCAAACAAACUCCAAGAAUUGAAACGAAAAAGGAAAUAUCCAGGAAAUCCCCAUGUACUCCUGUAGUUCAGUACUGGGGAAAAGUUUCAAAUCAUACCAGCUCACCUGUAGUUGUAACUGAUGAUAAUGUCCCCAAUGAUAAAACCAUGAACUUCAUGGAGGAAAUUAAAAUUCUGGAGUCAACACUCCAAUCAAAGCCAAAAGAUGCCAAACAGAAAGAGGGAGCAUUUGAUUUUAUGGAGGGAGUAGAAUUGAUUCACAAACUGCUUUCCCCUGAAAAAUGUGCAAAUUCUAAUGAGCAACUUGUAUGUGCCAAUCCAGACCCCCUAGAUACACAUUUAAGUCCUAUUACAUCUUAUAGCAGCCAAGAAAACUUGAACUGGGAUGUGCUCAAGAAAGAAUUUGAAUCAGAAAGUAGCCAAACAAGGAUGAAAGAAGCAAACAAAGCCAAACUCUCUAGCCAUCCUGCAAUGUACCAGAAUCAUCAAACAGUUAAACAGCGCCAGAAAGAUGAAACUGGAGGACGUAGUUUUAUUUUAACUAGAGGUAAAUCUGGCAGACCUCACUCUCAGGGAACCCCUAAUAAACGCAUAAAAUGUAGUUCUUCACCCCUAAAGUCAGUUAGAACCCCCUUGCCAACAAAGAAGACAGAAAGCUUCACUAGCGUCGUAACAGAUAAAUGUGAUCUGGCUAAUAUCGAACAAUCUCAUAAGAAAAAUCUAAAUGAUGAGCUCAAUCAAAGCUCUCAUGGUACCAAGGUUGACCAGCAUCAUCAUGAUCCAUAUAUUCAACAUAAACCUGCACCAAUGGUGAAUAAAGGUCAUGAAAAACAUCCAAAAUAUCAGCUCAGAGACCGGCCUGAAAGAUUUGGAACAAACACUCACGUGACAUCUAGGAGCCAUGUCAGACAAUCAUACCCUCCACCUUUACUAGGACAAUGCUUCAAUAGACCAUAUGCCCCACCUUAUCCAGGACAACACUCUUUUCCCAGACAAUCACCUUCAUUUUUGCCCAAUUAUCAACAAGGCAAUUCUCAGUCUAGAAUGCCCCAAUACAGGUAUCCUAAUAUUGACAUCCCACGUCACAAGGUUAUAGAAAUCAAGAAGUUUCCACAAUGUUAUGACCUUAAUAAUUCUGAAGAUUGGGAAGAAGAACUUAGUGAAGAUACUGAUGCUGAAGAAACUCGUCAUGCUACCAUUACAUACCAAAAUCAACUCAAAGGUCAAGGGAACUAUCCGAUGGAUAAUGAGGAGGCUGAGUAUGACAGUGAUAAGCUUAGCGAGUCAGAUAAAUCUCAAGUCUCAAGUAAAAUCAAGAUAUAUGAUUAUCGCCACAAUUCAUUUGAUGAAGACUCCAACAAAAGACAUGGUGUCCCAGAAUCCUACUGUCAGAAUGAUAUCAAAAUGGAAGAGGAGAAGUUUAAGAUAUGUCAAAAGAGGCCAAACUCACAAUGUGCAAAAAGUAGCCUUGAAGAAGGUGAAAUCAAUGAAAGUGAAGAAGAAGUAAAUUACAGAGAUAAUCAGUCUGAGAUCGAAGCUGAGACUAAAACAUUCAGGGAACCAUUGAAGUUUUUCAGUGGCUAUGAUGGUACACAGAAUUUUAAUGAAUCAAGAAAAUGCUUGCCUAGACCACACUUCAAAAGCAGUGAUGAGGAUGAAUAUGAAGAAAUUCAUCAAACUAACCAAAUGUCUCGAUUAGGAUGUGAAAAGAUUGAUGAGGCCCAUUGUAAAAUAGGUCGAGGAAGAACAUAUGCUGAAGCCAUAGGAGUAAAAUAUUCUGGUCCAAGAUUACCAUUACAAACAGACCAGACUGUCCAAGGGAGGUACUCCAGUCCUGCAUUUCCUAAACCCUUUAUGGGUAGAGGAGUGAGAAGACCUGUGUCUGUGUUGUAUCCUUCAGCCAGAUACCCUGUCUACCCCAGAAUGCCAACAGGUGGAAGAAUGCAUACCCCUGGAGGCUAUCCUGCCUAUAGAACUCAACACACACCAAGUAAAGAGGAAAUAGAGGGAAAAUGGGCCAAUGAUGACAGAGAAGAAAACAUGGAAAUUAGCUCAACAAAUGUCACAAGUAAGAAAGCAGUACCUGACUGGUAUGAAGAACCUGAUCAUGCUGGAGAAGGGUAUGUAACUAAGUGGCCUGCCCCAGGAGAGCAUCUCCAGUGCUUGCCUCCACACAUUAGAAAAUCCUAUAUUCAGCAACAAGCAGCGAAGAACAGUGCUGGCCAUAAAGUUCCAGAGUUAGAUGUAGAUAGAAGUCCUUCUUUGAGAAAACCACCAUAUCUUAGCAGAGCAGGUCCAACAGGUGCAUCCCCAGGUAGGCCUUCUCUUGGUUCAUGGCGCAAUGACCAAGCCUGGAAUUCCUUAGGUCGGGAAAUGUCCGACGUCCCCCAAUAUGGACAGAUACCCAAUGAGAUAUCAUGGCGUCAAAACAAUCAAUUCAGAGAUCAGAAAUACAAUGAUGACAUUCAGACUGAAGCUCCAACAUGGAAAGAUAGAUUUAAACACAACUUUGGAAACAUCACCGCAAAGUACAUUGAUUCUCACUGUCAUAUUGACUUCCUGUUUAACCAGCUGAGGUUCAAGGGUUCAUUUGAAAGAUUCAUCAAUGAGAACAAGGACAUGUUUCCUCCAUGCUAUGAAGGCUGUAUCACAGUGUUCUGUAACCCUGCCUCCUUUACACCCAAAGGUGGACUCUGGAAAGAUAUCCUAGCUGCACCAAAUGUAUGGGGAACAUUUGGUUGUCAUCCUAAACGUGCAACUGAGUAUGACAAGAUUGCUGAAGACGGUUUAAAGAUGUGUAUGCUGGAAGAGAAGGUGGUAGCUUUAGGGGAGAUAGGUCUAGAUUACUCUGGCAGUUUCGAACAACACAAGGAUGUACAGAAAGAUGUGUUCAUCCGUCAACUUGAGAUAGCACUAGAGAUGAAAAUGCCAUUAGUAUUGCAUUGUAGGGAGGCAGCUGAGGACAUGUUUCAGAUCAUGAUUGAGAAGGUGCCUCGUAACCAUAAAAUUCACUUGCAUUGCUUUACAAGAGACUGGCCAGAGGCUUAUAAGUGGAUAAAUGCAUUCCCAAAUCUCUUCAUUGGUCUGACGCCACUCUUAACAUACAAACAUGUUGGUGCACUACAGGAAGUAGCGCGUCAGAUACCAUUGAAUAAACUACUGCUUGAGACGGAUGCCCCUUACUUUUUACCACAUGGGGUGGCCAAGACAGACUAUGAGAAAUCCCAUCCUGGGUUUGCCAUUUACACAGCAAAAUCAGUGGCCUAUCAUAAAGGCAUACCCAUAGAAGAUGUUUUAAUCGCAUGUCGAGAAAACACUCGCAAUAUGUAUGGAGUUUAAUGGUGUUGAUACUUUGCAAUAAAAGGACAAAGCAGAAUAGCUGUAUUAAAUAUCAGCAUUAUGAUAAUCAAAUAUAAAUGGACUAAAAGUAUGAUUUACUUAAUUAUACAUCCUAGUUUUAUAUUCCUAGUACAUAUGUAUUUAUCAAUGAAUCUUUGAGCAAUUUGUUUGUUGCUAUUGUCCCGACUUUCUAUGGAUAUUCAACAAGUUCAUUAAACUGCCCUGUAACACCAAAUGUUGUAAUAUAAAAGUAAAAUGCCUCAUUAAGAAAUGAAUGUGUUAAAAAGUGAUUAGAUUUUUUAAAAAUGAUUUGUUAAACAGAAAACAGAUAAAAGACUAAACAGAAGCUUUUAGAAUUUAUUUAUUUUCAAAAUUGUUGUUUUUAAAACAUUUUUUCUUGCAAUAAAUCAGGAGACUAUGGAUUUUAAGGAAUGUGAGAUGUAAGAGAAAAGGGAACACUUCAGAAUUGGGACAAAAUGGGGGAUUGCAGAAAAUUGAGAAAGAAAAAAGAAAAUAAAACAAAAUUUAAAAUCUGGAGAAAACCUAAAAGCUCAGAAGAUGCACCAAGAAAGAUCAGUUUUGGCACGUAAGCUGAUUACUCAAGUGUUAAAAUAUGACACUGAAAAGACAAUGCAUGAAAAAAUUAAAUUAAUGAUUUUUUUAAUUCAUGCAUGAAUUACAUGUAACACUAAAGCAUGUGUUUGAAAUAUCAAAUACUUUUUUUCUGCCACGAUCUUUUGAUACAAAAGAAAGUGGAUGGCAAAAGUGCAUGUAGUCUCACUAUUUAGAUAAGAAUCUCAAUUGAAUACAAAAUGUGCCACUAUUUAGGAAUCUUAGAGUUUUACAAAUUGUGUCAUCAAUUAAUAACAGUGUAAUUCGAUGACUAUAUGAUUAUUUUUUGUUUGAUCGAGAAGGUGCCUAAUCUUGCCUAUUUUUGGCACACAGAAUUUUGUUGACCUGGGUCAUUUGCACAUUCAUUUUAUGUCUAUCAAAGUAUUUAUUUCACCAUUUUUUAGA